Striga asiatica is the source of this 1631-nucleotide messenger RNA. The record is from the annotation of a GenBank genome assembly. NCBI's taxonomy places the organism in Eukaryota, Viridiplantae, Streptophyta, Magnoliopsida, Lamiales, Orobanchaceae.
AAUGAAUUAAGACCUUGCUAUCAUGUACUUUCGCUGCAUGAAUUUAAUAAGGUCAAAUCUCACUCUGCAAAUUGAGCCUCUGCCUUUUUCAUUUUCUCAAUUAAUUAUAUACAUAUGCAUUUUCCACAUGACCAAACAAAUGAUGGAUAUAUUAUAUAUAUAUAUAGCCCUUUUGUCUCACCUUCAGUUCAAUCACUAGCUAUAUAAAACACAAGCUACCCUCUCCUUUUCUUUCCCUGCACAAAACAAGUCUUCCCAUUCGUUUCGUAAAAUGGAUGCCCAAAUUAAUCCCGAACCCGUUUUGAAACGGAUCCUGACCCGGAUCCACGCGGGUCACUUCCGAAUCACGCUUUCCCUCGGCUGGCAGGCGCUACUAUGGAAAAUUCUCCUCCACACCCACCAAAAUUCCAGAAUUGUAUUCGGACCCCCGAAACUCUUCAACUCGGCAGUUGUGACCGCGAUGUGGUCGUUCUCGCUGGCCGUCCUCGUCGUCCUCUCGCUCGCCUACGCACUCAGGUGCGCCCUCCGAUUCGACUCGGUCCGAUCCGAGUUCACUCACCGAGUCGGGGUGAACUACCUGUUCGCGCCGUGGAUCUCGUGGAUGCUGGUCGUGGAGUCGGCGCCGUUCGUCACGCCGCGCCACGCCGCCUUCGUCGUCCUCUGGUGGGUGCUGGCGGUGCCCGUGGUGGUUCUAGACGUCAAGGUGUACGGACAGUGGUUCACGACGAGAGGGAAGAGGUUCCUGACGGCGGUGGCGAACCCGACGAGCCAGCUGACGGUGGUCGGCAACCUGGUAGGGGCGCGCGCCGCCGCGAAGAUGGGGUGGGACGAGGCGGCGGUGUUUUUGUUCGGGCUGGGGAUGACGCACUACUUUGUGCUGCUGGUGACGCUGUACCAGAGGAUCGCCGGAGGAGGGGGGGACCGGCUGCCGGCGAUUUUACGGCCGACGUUCUGCUUGUUUUUUGGGGCGCCGAGUGUGGCCAGCGUCGCGUGGUAUUCAAUCGCCGGGAGGUUUGACACGGCGGCGAAGAUGUUGUUUUUUCUCUCGCUCUUUUUCUUCAUGUCUCUCAUAUGCAGGCCAUGUCUUUUCAAGAAAGCGAUGAGAAGGUUCAACGUUGCAUGGUGGGCUUAUUCCUACCCAAUAACGAUGUUGACCCUUGCCUCCAUAAGAUACGAGCAAGAAGUCAAAGGCGGCGUCCCUCGUCUAAUACGGCUGUCCUUGUCCGUACUCUCGGUUGUGGUCCUUUUCGGUCUCCUGUUUUUCACCGGGCUCAACCCUAGAUUGCUUUUGCCCGACGAUGACCCGAUUAUCGGUGCUAAUCCACCUAACAAGUGUGCCGACAAAGUCGAUUCGAAACGAGGCCCGUGUGCUAUCAUACCAUGAUCGUAUAUAUAUUGAAGGCGAACAUAUGUACAUAUAUAAUAUUAUUGUGAAAAUAGUCUUUUUCACCCCCACUAUGAAAAUAUAUUAUGUUUUUCACAUUGUCUCAUAAGUUGAUAAGUUAAAUUUUUUCAACCCCACAAAAUUUGAAGACAUUGUGUGAUGAAUACGCAACAAUUGUGCAAUGACGUUGUGCGAAAGUUAAAUGUACGACGGCAUUUGCACAACUCUUCGCACUUUCUGAGAUGGA